Messenger RNA from Zootermopsis nevadensis, 718 nucleotides. It is a transcript of the gene Atg12, whose product is annotated as Autophagy-related 12. NCBI's taxonomy places the organism in Eukaryota, Metazoa, Arthropoda, Insecta, Blattodea, Termopsidae. Gene Ontology annotation, cellular component: phagophore assembly site membrane; autophagosome membrane; cytoplasm. Gene Ontology annotation, biological process: piecemeal microautophagy of the nucleus; autophagosome maturation; autophagosome assembly. The record is from RefSeq and is a predicted model, not a curated record. Gene Ontology annotation, molecular function: Atg8-family ligase activity.
CAACAUGUCGAGAGAAACCUUGGCAAUCGGUAAAAACAAUGUCGGAGGUUGGAGUUAUGUACAAGUAGCAGUAAUAGUCAGUAUUUUCUAUAUAGCAGUCUUGUCUGUUUUUAUAAUGCUAAGGAAUCGCUUCAUUACGCUGUAAACUAUGUCUGGCAAUCAGGACACACAGAAAUCGGAUAAUCCCGACGUAUCGGAAACUGGAAGUGAUGCUGGGGAACCUCCCAACGAAAGCCAACAGGCGGAUUCUACAGUAGCUGAAGGAACAAAAUCUGACAAGCAAAAGAUUGACAUACUCCUGAAAGCAACUGGAAAUGCUCCAAUCAUGAAAAAGAAGAAGUGGGCUGUAGAUCCAGAAAGGAAGAUUGGGUGGAUAACAGAGUUCAUGAAAAAGUACCUCAAGCUGGAUCGCUCAGAAUAUUUGUUUCUGUACGUGAAUCAGUCGUUUGCUCCGGCACCAGACCAUAUUGUGAAGAACCUGUAUGACUGCUAUGGAACGGAUGGCAAACUCGUCCUUCACUACUGCAAGAGCCAAGCGUGGGGCUGAAACUGCAUGCACACACACACGUAAUGCUUGCUUCCUGAGUUUAGUGUUAAGUGAAACUGUAUCCAUUUUUUUAACUCUGCUUUUUAUGUUGUAAUUUCUGAAUUGAAAUGAGACAAACAUUUGUUUGAACAUAUUUGUAUAUUAUGGAAGGUAAACAUAUUAUGAUGUAUA